UUGUUCUUCGAAUAGUCGAGCUAAUAAAAUGUAUGACUGUAUGAUUUAGCAUUGAAGUUCUAUUUUCUUUCAACUGAUUGUUUUUAAUUCAUAAAAUGUAUCUUCUUACGACUCUAUAGGUCGACCACGUUUUUUGAGCAGCGGCAGGACAGCUGAUUCGCCAAAAGAUGGUAGGAAUAUGUAUGUAAUGCAUAGUAAAGCGGUAUAAGUUAUCAAUGAAUGUAAACGAUGCAUGGUCCAAAGGAUAUGGCGUUGACUUAACAAAGUUGCUUUUCGAGGUUCGAGCCUUGAAGCCACUUUCUCAGUUGCCGGGAGAAGCUGUCACGAAAUCUAAACAUCAGACGACAUCCAUUUAUACAGUUUCCGACAGGAAGAUUUUCAUGAUUUCCUAUGCAAUCACCGAUGAAAAUUUAAGAAGUAAAUUUCCGCGAAGAAAACUGAAUUGGAACCGUUCACCUAGCUGGGUCAGGUUGUUUGGAUUUUCAAACCAUAGUUUUAUAAUUUGAAUGUACAAGGAAGUUAUAUAGAAUAAAUGAAAUGUGGUCUGAUAUGCGUAACUUUGUUAAACCAAUAGAGAAUUGUUUAUUGAAUAUAACAGACAUGUCUGGCAUUUUCUGUAAUGUGACAUCAGAUUCUGUUACAUGCUGGCCGCCAACAUCUGCUGGCAGUGUUGCAAAGCAACCAUGUCCGUCAAUAUUCGGCGCGCCAGUGGAAACGUACGCAUACAAGAGAUGUGAUCAAAGUGGAAAGUGGGCUGAGUCCGAUAUAUGGAAAGGAUUUGGUCACAGUGACUACAGUGAAUGCGUUGGACAUCUUUCAAUGAUUGAAGAAGUUUUUGACGUUGAUAAGGAAAAACUGAAAGAAAUGGAGACAGGAAUUUUUGAAGGAAGCAGAUCAGCUAACAUUGUAUUUCUUGUGCUUUUAUUGAUGUCAGUAGCAUUCUUAGUUGUUUCCCUAUUGAUUAUUCAUUGCAUCAUUCCACGAAGACUUAACCAGCGUCCGAACUAUAAAAUCUGGAGGCACCUUAUCAUGGCACUCAUUUUUCAAACGGUGUUUAAAACCGCGAUAGAGAUAUUUACUUUGAUUCGAAUUAAACAAGUAACACCUCUCUGUGAAUUUUUGAUAACAAGUUUAGAAUACAUGGAUACUGCAGUUUAUAUGUGGUUUAUGAUACUAACUCACCUGCAUCAGCUUACUGCCCAGUCGGGGAGACAUUGUAAUUCUGGAUAUAUAACCUACAUUUUGAUUGGUUGGGGCAUUCCCGCAAUCCCCAUAACAGUAUGGGCUGUGACAUCAUCACUAAGUUAUAAGGUUCCGUGUUGGCAAGAAUAUGAAUUCAGGCCGAGUAUAUGGAUUCUAGGAACUCCUCGAAUAUUGAUUCUGCUAACUGCGAUUUUGUUCCUCAGACAAGCUUUCUUGAGGAUGUCAAAGAACUCCGAACUCCUGAACACAAAUCGCUGUUAUCGACGGUUGUAUCUUGAGACGCUUGGAUGUGUGUUUAUCGCCUUGCUUAUCAUAUCUUUGCUGCUGUCAAAAAUAUUACUUUUUAGUUUAUCACCUCUACCAUCAGAAAAGAACGUGCUAGGCAUUCUUUGUAACGUCUUAACUUCUACAAAAGGGACAUUAUUUUCAUGGGUUAUGCUAAGUUUUAAUUCAGACACGCGGGGGCUUCUUGAAAGCAGCGUUCGAAGAAUUUCACGCCAAGAACAGGCUGCGCGUUCUGUUCAGGAAAUUGAAGUCUAAAGAAAGUGAAUGACAAAGAAAGGCAUCUUCUAACUAGAUCUCUUUUGCAAACAAUAUCUCAUUGUGUGUAGGUUUGGAUAACGAGGUUGCUAAUCACACAGUUUGAGCACAAAUGAUGCUCCGUUUCAACGGAGGUGAACGACGCACGCAUAUAAUAAUAUAAACAAUAUAAAAUUUGAGACAAAUUUAUAAUCGGUAAAUCAUUCUAUUUAUCUUUUAAUUCUUCUCUUUUUGAAAAGGGAUAUCGUAAUUUGGGCUUCGUGGUCUGAAUUAUACACAAACAAAGAUUCAUCCUGGAAAACAUGUGCUUGAUUAGUGAAAAAAAAAUUGCAUGAGGUACGUUGAAAGUUCUGCAAACCUGCUGAUCUUAUGUAUUUAUCACCUGUUACUUUACCCAAAUAAUAAAGAUUUCAACAGUUAUUGAAGUUCUCCUAACCUACAAAUGUUCAACUGACUUCAGCUUGAUAUUUGCUUUAGUUCUAGCGAGUUUUAUUUUUAUUUCUAGUCCAACUAGUUGUAUGCGAUUCAGGUCUGCUUAUCAGGUUUGUUGGUGCGAAUUGUUUACAUUCUCCAUUUCUCCAGGCUUCAUGGCCUCAUCAGCGCCUUCCGGCAAAUUCGAAUUUUUAGCAGUUAGUUUAAAUUAUUUUUGAAACUCUGUUUCACAACUUUUUGUUUUAAAAAAUAAUUACACCAUUUGAUAAAGAAUGUUUCAAUGUGUAUUUAUGCAUUUUUUUAUAACUUUUUUUUCAGUAGUUUAUUUAAAAUUUUGAAAAAGGGAUCUCUGAUGCAUAAUUUAUAUAAAAACCUGCCGAGCGCCAUUUUCUGGCUUUUAUAUGGCAGUCGGAGGUUUAUCAUGAACUAUUUCUAAGGGAGGCUCAAGAGGGGAAAUAUUUUUAAAUAUUUUAAAUUUAAGAUAUUUAAAAAAUGUGUUCAGGUUACCAUCCCCAGCUUUUAUUAUAUUUGACUGGCUUAACCUAGUAGGUUGUCCCCCUUGAAAAUUAUCCGAUAAUCAAUAUUGGUUUCCCUGCUGAUAUUACUUUGAGCAAUAGAUCAUAUAGGAAAUUUAUUUUCAAUGAUUAAUUUCAAAUAUGUGUUUUGGUUUGUGAAUAUUUUACCAGAUAUGACAGUAUACAUCAAUUUCUUCUCUUCAAUUUGAUGUGAAAAUAUAUAUUCUAACUUAACAUCUUCUUGCUUCCAAUUGUGUUUAAUAAGUAUCACCAUCACUUAUAUUGAACAUAUAGUGAAAAUCACUAAAUUUUUCAAUUUCUUUUACUUUAGAGGCAAAUAAAUUAUAUUUUCCAAAGCAUGACAAUUUAUUAUCACAUAUGUAGGUAUUCCUGACUUUAUACAAUAGUAUAAUUAUAAGUGUAAUAGGGUAAAGGCUUCUUGCUUCCAUUUAACUUCAAGGUGUAUCAAGAAAUAAAAAAACUAGUUCUGAUGUAGCUUAAACGAUGUAACGAUUUACGGAACUGCAUAUACCAACAACUGACGUACGAUUCAAUAUAGUCUUUUGAUAUAAUAACGCUCAUAAUUGUCUCAAAGUCAAAAAAUAGAAGAAAAAAUACAGAACAGAAUAGAACAGAGCUUUGAUUUUUCAACAAACUGUUUAUGAGAACAAUACGAAUGAACAUAAAUUACAGUUUUUCUGACUGAAAGCUAAAAUCUUUGGAAUAUUAAAACAAUCGACGACAGGAGAAAAACUACGUCAUAGAGUAGUUUUCUUAUGAAAUAGUGUAAUUUGCAAGUUAGGCGCUCCUUGAAAGCUAGUGAGUGGGGGGAAGAAUGUAUACAUUUAUUUAAACAAAAGACACAGCAUGGUUUCCACGCUUGCAAAGACGCAAUAUCAUUUCUAUUUUAGAAAUGAAAUCCAAGCUUGAAAACAAAACAACAAAAAAUAUUUAUAACAGCAUGAUUCCCGUGAGUUUGCACGAUAGGAUUAUCUCUUUAGUACGACCUACAUUUUUUUUGUCACGGUUUGUCCGUGGAAAGCAUGCAAAAUAGCCACCUUUACAGCUGAAGACUUUAGUUUACACGGAUAAAUUUGAUUUCAUGAUUGCAUUGUAUAGUAUGUACAAACACAUAUCUGAAUGGCAUAUUAUGUAUAUCAUUGAUUAUACAAGACUAAGUAACUUAGACACUAUAGAUAAGUAGACAGGGUGAAUCAGAGCUAAUUUAAAAAAAAAAAUGAGUUCGGAUCUCAAUGAUACACAUACACCAAUGCUGAUAAGAAAAAUUAGAAACUUGAUUCAUAAUUAAUAGAUUCAUUCUUUCCUUGUUUUCUAUUGAAAACCCAGAAUCAAGGCCAGUUAAUCAAACAUGUGUAUGGAAUGAUAUUUAGGUAAAUAUUACACAGUGCCUGCUGACUGUUA
This is a messenger RNA of Mercenaria mercenaria, 4112 nucleotides long. RefSeq names its product PDF receptor-like. Gene Ontology annotation, biological process: adenylate cyclase-modulating G protein-coupled receptor signaling pathway; cell surface receptor signaling pathway. Lineage: Eukaryota; Metazoa; Mollusca; Bivalvia; Venerida; Veneridae. Gene Ontology annotation, cellular component: plasma membrane. Bases 538 to 1743 code for a protein of 401 amino acids. Gene Ontology annotation, molecular function: G protein-coupled peptide receptor activity. The record is from RefSeq and is a predicted model, not a curated record. The transcript is spliced from 2 exons.